GAUGUGGGAGCUACGAUCAGGAUGAUAGAUCAGACAUGGUUUUUGAGGGGCACAAAAAAUCUGAAAUUCUAAAUGUCGUCGAGCAGCAGAAUUUUGUGGUCAGGGUGGCGACAGAGCAGUAAGUGAGCAGAGCAGGGUGGUGCACGUGAGGCCCACUGGUUUGGUUUGUUAAAAUCCCAAACCUCAAAUAAUCAGUGUGACUUUCUCUGUUAGUUUUGGAUCUCCCCGCAGAACGAUCAGUUCAGUUGUAGCUUGUAGGUAGGACGCCGUAUACAAUGAGGCCUCAGAUCGUCUUAUUUGGAGAUUCAAUCACCGAGCAAUCGUUCGGACCAGGUGGAUGGGGAACCGCUCUUGCUAACACUUACUCUCGGAAGGCCGAUGUGCUUGUUCGCGGUUACGGUGGAUACAACACCAGGUUGGCUUUGUUCUUGUUACAUCACAUUUUCCCGCUGGGCUGUGUAACGCCUCCUGUUGCGACCACAGUUUUCUUUGGAGCUAAUGAUGCAGCCCUUUUAGGGCGGAACAAUGAAAGGCAACAUGUUCCUAUUGAAGAGUACAAGGAGAAUAUCAGAAGAAUUGUCAAGCACCUCAAGGAAUGUUCCCCUACCAUGUUGGUAGUGCUUAUCACUCCACCCCCAGUUGAUGAGGAAAGACGCAAAGAGUAUGCACGAUCUGUAUAUGGUAAGAAAACUAUGGAGUUACCAGAAAGGACAAAUGAGAUGGCAGGAGUAUAUGCAAUGCAGUGUGUUGAGCUAGCAAAGGAACUUGGUCUUCCCUCCAUCAACUUAUGGUCCAAGAUGCAGGAGACAGAGGGGUGGCAGAAAAAAUUUCUGAGUGAUGGGUUACAUCUGACUGGAAAAGGCAAUGCUGUUGUGCACCAAGAAGUGGUUAAAGUGUUCAAUGAUGCUUGGCUCUGUGCUUCAGAAAUGCCAUAUGAUUUCCCUCACCAUUCUGCAAUUGACUGGAGGGACCCUGGAAAGGCUUUCCAACAGCAAUGUUCAUAAUACCAUGGUUGUAUUUUCUUUACCAUGGUCAUUUAGAAGUGAUUCUGGUGAUUGUGCUCUUAAGUUGUCAUCUUUGGAUUCUAGAGCAUACAUUAUAGAAGGUUUUUUAGAUAUGAACAUAUGCUUCCAUUCAGAAUAAGUUUGGAUGAGUUCAAAAUACUGAAAUACCCUGUAAUUGCUCAGACUUUAGUAAAAUGGCUCAAAAUUACUGGUGAGAGAAUGUAGUUGAUGAUAGACUUUGAAGGCUCUAA
Molecule: messenger RNA, 1255 nt
Organism: Nelumbo nucifera (sacred lotus)
Lineage: Eukaryota; Viridiplantae; Streptophyta; Magnoliopsida; Proteales; Nelumbonaceae
Product: GDSL esterase/lipase At5g62930-like
Molecular function (GO): hydrolase activity, acting on ester bonds
Source: RefSeq, a predicted model, not a curated record